AUGGAGGAUAAUAUUGGGAUCGAAAUUAAUGCCUUAAACAACUAUAGUUUCAUGGCAUUGGAUACAUUGGCACAAAUUGUUGGAAGGGAUAUAAAGGAUGUCGAAAUUGGAGAUCUUCUUCGAGGUGCGGGAGCUUUAAGAGCCAAAGAUGAGGCUCAAGUGCAUUCUGGCCAACUGAAACGGCCUCCUCAAACACAGGCAAAGAGGAAGACUGGAGAUGAAAAAGAUUGGCUAAAAGAUAAAACCAGUGCAGUACUUGUUGCAGUAUCAUUGAUGGCAACUUUAGCCUUUCAAGCUGGAUUAUCUCCACCAGGUGGUGUUUGGCAGGAUGAUAGCUACUCAACCUCCAACAAUAUUGUAAAUGCUGCUGCUACUGAUCGGUUAGUGCACUAUGUACGAAGGUCUAUAUUAGCUCAGACAAACCCAACCUUUUACCUCAUCUACAUGGUAGCAAACACACUGGUGUUCACAGGGUCACUGGCCACAAUGGCUCUACUCGCAACUGAUAUUCAUCGGAAGCAAAAAUUUUACCUUUAUUUGCUUGUGAGUAAUAUGUUCAUUGUAAGCAUGGCAGCGGGGAUUGUUUAUACAAUAUCUGUGGUAUGUAACUCGAGUAUUCGAAAAAAUAGAGGAUUGAGGCUUAUUGAUGAACAGAUAGAAGAGCAACUUGAAGAGGACAUUGAUCAAGAUAGAAAACAACAAGCCACUUUGUUGUUGAGUGAAAAUCAUCCUUUGUAUCGCUUCUAUUUGUGCUUGUCUUAUUAA
This is a messenger RNA of Papaver somniferum (opium poppy), 765 nucleotides long. RefSeq lists its product as uncharacterized. The coding region runs from base 1 to 765 and encodes 254 amino acids. The record is from RefSeq and is a predicted model, not a curated record. The transcript has 2 exons. NCBI's taxonomy places the organism in Eukaryota, Viridiplantae, Streptophyta, Magnoliopsida, Ranunculales, Papaveraceae.